This is a messenger RNA of Sodiomyces alkalinus F11, 2255 nucleotides long. RefSeq names its product phosphoglycerate mutase-like protein. Lineage: Eukaryota; Fungi; Ascomycota; Sordariomycetes; Glomerellales; Plectosphaerellaceae. The transcript is spliced from 3 exons. Gene Ontology annotation, molecular function: phosphatase activity. The coding region runs from base 344 to 1906 and encodes 520 amino acids. The record is from RefSeq and is a predicted model, not a curated record.
CAAACACUCAGCUCUGACUCUCUACUUCGUACUCCUACCAUUGACAUCAACGUCCCGUUACCAACCCAACCCAACACAACCAUUACAAGAAACCUUCCAGUGAUUUUUCCUAGGCUGGACCACAUCAGUUCGAGAUUCCCCUGUAUUUUUUCAACGUUACUUUAACUUCCAUCUUCCAUCUUUCUCUUCCUGUUUUUAAAACAAGACAUUAUCUCUAUUUCUCCGUUAUUAAUAUACCAAACGGGAAACGGCAUUCCCUCCUCCUACUUUCGUCCACUUUUCACUUCCGUGUUCCCGCAGCUCCUCACAACUUUGACCCGACAAGGACCGAAGAUUUACAAACAUGGGUAAGCCUAGGCUUAUCAUUCUUGUCAGACACGCCCAGUCCGAGGGCAAUAAAAACCGUGACAUCCACCAGACCAUCCCCGACCACCGCGUUAAAAUCACACCCGAGGGCUGGGCUCAAGCAUACGACGCCGGAAGGCGCCUCCGCAAGCUCCUCCGUGAGGAUGACACCCUGCAAUUCUUCACCUCUCCGUACCGCCGCACCCGCGAGACCACAGAAGGAAUCCUCGCCACCCUGACCUCCGACGACCCAGAACCUUCUCCCUUUAAGCGUGACAAUAUCAACGUGUACGAUGAGCCCCGUCUGCGGGAACAAGACUUUGGGAAUUUCCAGCCGUGUAGCGCCGAGAUGGAGCGUAUGUGGCAGGAGCGUGCCGAUUACGGGCACUUCUUCUACCGUAUUCCCAACGGCGAGAGUGCCGCCGACGCCUACGACCGAGUUAGUGGCUUCAACGAGAGUCUCUGGAGGCAGUUUGGCGAGGACGAUUUUCCCAGUGUUUGCGUCUUGGUUACCCACGGCCUCAUGUCUCGCGUGUUCCUGAUGAAAUGGUACCACUUCACCGUCGAAUACUUCGAAGAUCUGCGCAACGUUAAUCACUGCGAGUUUCUCAUCAUGCGCAAGGACGACGAGUCUGGCAAGUACACUCUCGAGAACGAGCUCCGGACCUGGUCCCAAUUACGUCGCGAGAGGGCUCUCUUGCUGAAGGAAAAGGAGGACGACAAGGCCGUCAAAUGCUUCGCCCCACCACGACGAUGGGGCGGGUGCCCCGACGGAUGCAACCACGAACGUCAGUACAAGCGCCGGGAGGACUUGGAGAUUCUCCGCCAGCGAGACGAGAUGGCCGCCGAAGCCGUGAACGGGCUGCGCUUGCAGAACACCCAGCCGCAACCGCCGUGCCUCCCCAGCCGCCGGUCAACUGUCAAGCGAUUCAAACACGGUUCGUACGACUCGAGCGACUCGGACAAUGAUGCGGCCCGCAAAAUGGGCGCCGCUCCACCCCGGCCGGUGCCGCAGAUCGAUCUAACCCGCGCCUGCGAGGAAGUCGUCUCGUCGCCCGAUGCUACGCCUUCCUUUAUCUCCGCCGAGGACCGCCUGCGCGGGCUCCAGUCUCCGCACCUCCACGUGGGCCGUGACGGCGGGGGCACGUACUCAGGCCAUGCUUCCCUGUCGAAUAGCGACGUGGAGGAACCCAGCGAAGACGACGCUGAUGGCUCUGGGCGCGUCAACGGAGGCCGAGGCCAGGACCGCGUCGCGUUGCUGGCGGCGCAGUUGCAGAAGCUACCGACGGCGUCGGCCACUGACGCUACCACGAAUGGCGGGUCGGGUCAUCUUCCUGGUCAGGGACCCGUAGACGUAUCGAGGGAGCGAGGCGUAACGACCAGGGAAGACGAUUUCCUGGACAAUUAUGGUAGGAGACUUGGAGCGAGAGCCAACCGUCUCGGAGAUACCCACAGUAGUGAUGUGGGCUCCGACGGAGGACGGACCGAUGAGGACCAUGAGGACGAUGAAAUGACGCGAACGGAAAAGAGAGAAAAGAGCAUUGCCGGCAGCGUAUACUAAAAUAAUAGCCUACGCUGACAGCAAAGCAUGUUGUGGAUUUGUUAUUGUCCAGAGGUAAUGGUAUGGGCUCUGGAAUUGCUGGGAUGAUUCGAGUCGGCGUGCUGGUUUCUAGCGGAAGAAAGAAAUGUUUCGGGCUGAUCAGGAUUUUGCAUGGGUUGCAUCAGAGCGCUCGAAUCCUUUAUCCUCUCGCCAUACAAGAAGUAUGACUCGGAAGACGGACGGAACAGAAUUUAUACCCCUCUACAAUUGUAUCGCUAAGUAGGAUGGCGCAAGCACCAUACCCUUCCUUCAUCGAAUUCCGGAUUAGGACGAGUGAUGAGCUCGGUAACAAAUAUUAGCAGUGAUACAC